AAAUUUUAACUCAUUCAAUCAAAGUUUGAUUUUGUGAAGAACGAAAAUGGGGGGGAGGCAGCUGUUUUGGUCCUCCUUCUGUAUAAUGUUAUUCAGUUCGAAUUUCGUGAUAGCCUGCGAUGAAAAAGGGCUAUGUUUGUUGGAGGCUCUCAAAGAAAUGAAAGAUUGUAAAAAGACAGCAUUGGCUUCGUUACUCAAGCCGCUGCUCUCUAAGCUUGAAAAGAAAGAGAAACUUGUAUGCAGCAAAUGCGGCGCUAAAGAGCCUCCAGCAACGAUUGUUUUGAUGCCAGCUUGUCCACCGCCACCAUGUCUACCCCCUCCACCAGCGCUACCUCCAAUAAUAUUGGCUCCUCCUCCGGCGCCCUGUUUUCCUCCAGCGCCCUUAUGUCUUCCUGCACCACCCCCAGCCCCAUUAAUGCUCCCCGCACCAGCGCCAAUAUGUAUUCCUGCACCAGCUCCGAGCCCUUACUUCCUACCUGCUCCAGCACCUGCACCUCUAUGUCUACCUCCCCCAGCACCUGCACCUCUAUGUCUACCUUUCCCACCUCCAGCACCUCUAUUUUUGCCUGCACCUCCACCAGCGCCUAUUGUGUUGCCAGCUCCUGCCCCUGUACCAUUUAUGCUACCACCCACGUCAGCUCCUCUUUGUUGUCCUCCACCACCUGCGCCUGCACCAAUUGUUAUAUCAUUGGUGCCCCCCGCACCACCACCUCCUCCACCGUGCGCCUUACCGCCACCCGGACUGCCUAUGACUGCGUAUAUGGUUCCAUCUCCUAUUCCAAUAACAUUGGAGCCAAAACCUCUAGAACAUCCGCCUCCGUGUGGUUGCCAUUAUUAUUAAAUUAGUACUUUUAAUGAUUUUUUACUUUUAAGCAAAAUAUUUAUUCAUUAUUUUAGGUGCGUUUCCAUUGAAAUAGUUGGCAAUUUCUAUGUCUGCAACUUGCAAUACAUUAAGAAGUUGCCAACAAUAACAAAGGAACAUUUUUGUUGA
Molecule: messenger RNA, 991 nt
Organism: Vanessa tameamea
Lineage: Eukaryota; Metazoa; Arthropoda; Insecta; Lepidoptera; Nymphalidae
Exons: 4
Coding region: 47-841 (264 amino acids)
Source: RefSeq, a predicted model, not a curated record